Molecule: messenger RNA, 1989 nt
Organism: Triticum dicoccoides
Lineage: Eukaryota; Viridiplantae; Streptophyta; Magnoliopsida; Poales; Poaceae
Product: tyrosine-specific transport protein-like
Exons: 7
Coding region: 165-1751 (528 amino acids)
Biological process (GO): amino acid transmembrane transport
Source: RefSeq, a predicted model, not a curated record
CCUCGCCCUGUGCACCACAGCUUCAGCUUUCCAGCAGACGACGACCGCAGCCACUCGAGCUCAAGAUUCUGUAUCACUCCAGUGAUGAGAUGAAUAUACCACCACCAGCUCGAAUCCGGAAUCCCACUCCGAGUCCGCCGUCAAGCCAGCCAUAGCUCGGCCGAAUGCAGGGCACCGUCAUCAGGCGCGCGCUCUGCCCGGCCAAGCUCCACCGCCACGUCCCGUCCAGCCUAUCCAGAGGCCUCUGCUGCCGCGGCGGCAGCGACACACGGUGCGGCGCCGCUGCGGGCAAGAGGGCGCGGGCCGUCGCGGCGAGAGCCCGCGGCGGCCCGGAGGUAGGAGAUGGCGACCAAGCGCCGCCGCUGCAGGAUGCCGUCGGAGCGUCACCGCCACCAGGUGGUGGCGGGGCGAAGAGAGGGAGCGUGGCUGGUGCCGUUGCGCUCAUUAUCGGAACGAGCAUCGGGUCAGGCAUCCUUGCCGUGCCGCAGAGCACCGCGCCCGCGGGCUUCGUUCCAAGUGCCGUGUGCAUGGUGGUCUGCUGGGCCUUCCUGGUGGCGGAAGCGCUCCUCAUCGCCGAGAUCAACGUCCACCUGCGUCGGAAGAGCAAGAAAGAUGGCGGCGAUGGCGCGGGCGUGGAGGUGAUAUCCAUGAAGAGCAUGGCGCAGGCGACGCUCGGCGAGUGGGGAGGGAACCUGGCCGCCACCGCCUACCUGUUCCUGUCCUACACCUCCAUGGUCGCCUACACGUCCAAGUCCGGCGAGGUGCUCUCCCGCGCGAUCGGCGUGCCCGAGCCCGUCUCCGGCGCCGCCUUCACCGCCGCGCUCGCGCUCCUCAUCGCCGGCGGCGGCACCGGCGUCACCGCCCAAGUGAACCAAGUGCUCACCUUCUUCAUGAUAGGGCUACUGCUGACGAUUGAAGUCUCUGCGGUGGCGUUCGGCGGCGGCCUGAGCCUGCCAGCGAGCGCCCACUGGGAGCAGGUCCCAGCGGCGCUGCCGGUGAUCAUCUUCACGCUGGUCUACCACGACAUCGCGCCAGUGAUCUGCGCAUACCUGGAGGGGGACCUGGCGAGGAUCCGGCUCGCGAUCCUCGUCGGGAGCCUGGUGCCGCUCGUCUCCCUGCUCGUGUGGGACGACGUCGCGCUCACCCUCGCCGCCUCCUCCACGGACCCCAACAGCCUCGGCAUCCUCGACAAGCUGGAGACAGAGUGGAGCUACGCGGUGGUCGAGACCUUCUCGCUCCUGGCUGUCGGGACCUCUCUCAUCGGGACCCUGCUUGCAGCGUCGCAGUUCUUCAUCGAGCAGAUGACCAAUCUAGCCCCCUCUGCAAAGAUCGACGAGGCCGCUUCUGAGGAAGAAGGAUCUACCCAGCUUGGCUGGCCAACAUUGCUGGAAAGCAACAGGCUCAGCUUCGUUGCCACAGGGGCGGUGGUCGUCCCAACCAUGCUCAUAGCAGCUGCCGUCCCAGAUUCAUUCUCUAUAGCCACUGACAUCGCCGGGGGCUACUGCAUGACCAUCUUGUACGGCCUUCUCCCCCCAUUGAUGGCCUGGUCUAUUGUCUCCAAAUUAUCCGAUCAGAAAGCUGGGCUUGAACAGGUAGAAGCAGCGUCCAGGGCUGGCAAAGAAAGAGUGAGCUUCACCGGUGCAAAGCCUGUGCUGGUGGGGAUGGGGGUGUUCUCCGUGCUCAUGGUCUUCCAGCAAAUCUUGCAAGACCUUGUCAGUUUUAACACUUAUCUCCUGUCAUGGGCUAGCUAGAGUAGGAAGAAGUAGCGAGUGCUGAAUAAGUCGAGAAUCUUUCUAGCCAUGGUUUGCUGAUUCGGGAGAGAAGAUCUUUAGAUUCAGCAUGUGAUGUAAACGGAGGCUGCCUGUAAACCCUCUGUAUCAGUGUACAUAACUUCUCCUUUUACCCCUAUUAGUUGAGUGGAGCUGCUCCUGGCUUCUCUUUCUUCUGAAAAAGAAGCAAACCGCACAUGCUUAGACUGUUUUCUUAGAA